UUGAGCGACUUAAAAAGAAUUUUGAAAAUACGCUGUUACGGUUACGGCAACGACCUCCCAUGUCGCCAUGGACGCUCCCGACGCCGACGCCGACGACGCGCCCUUGCCUCCCUCCGCCGAGCUCUCUCCGCAGCUCGUGGCCUUCCUCGACGCGCAUUUCGCCAGCCCCGGGGACCUGCCGGGGGCGGCCGAUCUCUCGUCGGAGCUGGGCCGGAGGUGCGCCGAUCUGGACGGCGACCUCGCGGCCCUCCGCGGCCGGAUCGCGAGGCUCGCCGUCUCGUGGAUCUACCGCUCGCUCGGGGCCAAGUCUUUGAUCCAGAAGUCGCUCGUCAAGUUGGAGAAUCUCAGCGUCCGCACGUCGCAAUACGGUGGUGGACAGUCGAAUAGGAGUCGAAGAACUUUCGGCGAGGAGCUUCCUUGGCUUGCGAAAGAGGUGCAGCGCGUCGAGAACAUUCGCGAAUACGUCGGGACUGCAUUACAGCUUGAAGUGCUGGUUGGAGAUCUGGAAGAUUCAGUUAUCUCUGUGAAUCGCCAAGACAGGAAUGUCUUGUCCGGAAAAUAUUUUGCUUCAUCUGUUCUGAUGGAAACUGGACGGAGUAGAGAGAAGUUGCUUCAAGCAAUAAAAACCAUGAACGAUAUCGAGGACCUAGUGAUUGGCAUUUUGAAAUCUCGACCUCGAUGGUGCCAUCUUUUGAAAUCUGUGGAUAGCAGAGUCGACAAAACUCUUGCUGUUCUUAGACCGAAAGUCAUUGCAGAUCAUAGGUCUCUUCUUGCUUCCCUAGGAUGGCCACCAAAACUUGUGACGACGGCUAUGGGGGAUGGAGAAGUCUCUAGCAUACCAAAUCCUCUAGUUUUAAUGCAAGGAGAGAAGAGAGAGAGUUAUGCUCACAGUUUUCUAUCUCUUUGCGCACUGCAGCAUCUGCAGACACGAAGGGAAGAGCGAAAACAGAAACUUUUGGGUUUAAAUGAGAAGCGAUCGAGGCUUUGGGCCAUUGAUGAGCUGGUGUCUCCCAUUGGAGCACGGAUGGAGUACCACUUUACUAAAUGGAUUCACCAGCCCGAAUUGAUUUUUGCUCUUGCAUUUAAAGUUACGAGGGAUUUCCUGGUUGGAGUUGAAGAUGUUUUGCAGCCUCUGAUAGAUAAGGCCAGGUUGGUUGGCUUUAGUGCCAGAGAAGCUUGGGUUUUUUCAAUGGCUCAAAUGCUUUCUGGAUUCCUGGUGAAGAAGGUUUUACCUCCACUUGUUGAAAGCUACAAGGAUAAAUGUGGCAAAUCUGAAGUUUCAACUUCAUGGCUUAAUAUCAUGGACCUCAUCAUUGCAUUCGAUUCACGUAUGCAGUUGCUCGUCCAAUCCGAAACCUGUUUUCACGUGGGCUCUGAUAUGCUUCAAUGUCUGACUAGGGGAAUAUCAGUAUUGAACAUAUUCUGUGAGAAGCCUGAGUGGCUCAAGAUUUGGGCAAAGAUUGAGUUCAAGGAUGCGUGGAAGAAAUUCAAAGAUGAAUUAAGAGAUGAGAGGGCUUGGGUGCAAAGUAGCAAGUGCGGGAAUGGGUUUUAUCAUGAAAUGGAAUCUGUGGAUUAUCUUCUUGCUAACCAAGAUGACCACAAAGCUCCAUUGAUCGCAGAUUUCGUGCUUAAAGUUGCGUGGGCAAUGAUAGAGAGAUGUCAAAAAUUACCCUCUAUUUUCCCAAGGGUGCAGUUUAUCAGAUCGGCUGCUGGGAAAUUCGUUUGGUGUUUUCUCAAGGUCUUAAUUUCACAUUGCAGGAUAGAAGAAUUGCAGUCUGCCAAUUUUGAUGACAAUGAUGUGGUUAUGAGGGUUUGUGGGUCUAUAAAUGCCGCCAGAUAUGUUGAAUAUAAACUGCUAGAGUGGAGUGAUGAUGUGAAUUUCUUGGACAUGAACUUCGGUGAGGAUAUGGAGCGGCAUGAAAAUGUUGACACUGGUUAUAAUUGCUUCUUUGGGGAAGAAAUUAAAAGCUUGGUUGAGCUCGAGACCAAUUGGCUGAUGGAGAUAAUUGCCUUUCUCCUACAACAAUUUGAAAUGCUUAGCUGGGAUUAUGUCGAGAAUAGGCAUAGUUUUGGGAUUGAGCAACUUGAGCAAGAUAAUACCCCGAGUAUAGUUUCUUCAGGGACUGACAAUGUAGUGUCUGCCGAUCUUGUCAUAGCAUUGGAUGCCUUGAGAAGUCAGCUAACAAGUAUCAGAAAAAUACUAAACCCGAAGGACUUCCUGGAUAUGUGGCGUAACGUCGCCGAUGGGCUCGACCAUUUUCUUUUUCGCAGCAUGCUUACAAGCGACAUCUCUUUUUCCGCAAAAGGGAUUGGUCGGUUUACAGCGGAUAUGAGAGCUUUGUACCUUGUCUUCCAGCCAUUUUGUGCUCGGCCAGAAGCAUUUUUCCCUAGUAUAAGAGAUUCUCUAAGGCUGUUAAACAUGAACGAGAAAGAGGUAAAGCAUUUGCAAAUGGCUUUAUCAGAUAAUGAAAAGCAAAUAGAGUGCUUGCACGUUUGGGGAAUUUCUCACUUAUCUGUGGGGCAAGUUCAUGAACUUUUGAGAUUAGGGAUGUGCAGACCUAAACACGAUUGUGGUAGUAGAAGAUAAAAUUUGUACAUUAUGUUUUUGAUCAUGUAUUGCCGCGAUCCGACUUCUCCUCUC
Syzygium oleosum is the source of this 2641-nucleotide messenger RNA. Its product is annotated as RINT1-like protein MAG2L. Gene Ontology annotation, biological process: retrograde vesicle-mediated transport, Golgi to endoplasmic reticulum; endoplasmic reticulum to Golgi vesicle-mediated transport; regulation of ER to Golgi vesicle-mediated transport. The transcript is spliced from 4 exons. Bases 68 to 2587 code for a protein of 839 amino acids. Lineage: Eukaryota; Viridiplantae; Streptophyta; Magnoliopsida; Myrtales; Myrtaceae. Gene Ontology annotation, cellular component: Dsl1/NZR complex. The record is from RefSeq and is a predicted model, not a curated record.